GCAGCUGGCGGACACCUCGGCGGGGGCCUGUCGGUAUUAAAGCGGUGUCUCGGCCUGAUGACGUCCUCUUUCCCCGCUGCCUGAGAGGCUGACAGGAACUUUGUGUCCCGCAUCCAUCGCGAAUCAACAAUGGCCGAGGAAGGCAUUGCUGCCGGAGGUGUGAUGGAUGUCAACACCGCUCUCCCUGAGGUUCUGAAGACCGCCCUGAUCCACGACGGCCUGGCCAGAGGGAUCCGUGAGGCGGCCAAGGCCCUGGACAAGCGUCAGGCCCACCUCUGCGUCCUCGCCGCCAACUGUGACGAGCCCAUGUACGUGAAGCUGGUGGAGGCCCUCUGUGCCGAGCACCAGAUCAACCUCAUCAAGGUCGACGACAACAAGAAGCUCGGAGAGUGGGUUGGUCUGUGUAAGAUCGACCGUGAGGGAAAACCCCGUAAGGUGGUGGGCUGCAGCUGUGUGGUGGUCAAGGACUACGGUAAGGAGUCCCAAGCCAAGGAUGUGAUCGAGGAAUACUUCAAAGCCAAGAAAUGAGGUGUUAAUAAAACAUGGAAAUGAA
Molecule: messenger RNA, 553 nt
Organism: Amphiprion ocellaris (clown anemonefish)
Lineage: Eukaryota; Metazoa; Chordata; Actinopteri; Pomacentridae
Gene: rps12
Product: ribosomal protein S12
Exons: 6
Coding region: 130-528 (132 amino acids)
Biological process (GO): translation
Cellular component (GO): cytosolic small ribosomal subunit; ribosome
Molecular function (GO): structural constituent of ribosome
Source: RefSeq, a predicted model, not a curated record